AGAUCAUAAAAAAUGUAUCCCCCAUUUUUUGAUGCCCCACCAUCUUUGCUGAAAAAACCAGAUGGCUCCAUAUUAUUCGAGUGCAUAUGUAAUGGCAGUCCUCAACCGAAAAUUCAAUGGUUCUUCAAGGAUAAAGAACUGACAGAUCCCCGAUAUGAGCAGAAAAUCAAGAAAAGUGUUGGAAAGUGGACGGUCACUUUGGUUAUGAAGAAUCCUACGCAAGAGGACCAAGGAGUAUACAAAGUCGUAGCAACGAACCAAGCCGGCACUCACUCCGUUGAACAAAAAUACAUUCAUAUCUGCACUGCCAACGAAGUUUUCAAAACUUCAUAGGAUAUCGCUUUCGUUUCAUUGAUAACGCUGCUUGAUUACGCAUCUAUUUGUUGAGGUAUGCUAGGUUUAGAUCUUUCACUCACUCGUUCUUUUUCAAGUUUUUACCGUCCUCCAUUUCUGAUUCACUCACAUUGUACAUUUCAUCCUGUGUAAUUUUGUAGAAAUGCUGUUAUAUGCUUGCUCAAAAAUGAACUCAUUGAUUAACUAUGC
This is a messenger RNA of Cylicocyclus nassatus, 543 nucleotides long. The record is from the annotation of a GenBank genome assembly. NCBI's taxonomy places the organism in Eukaryota, Metazoa, Nematoda, Chromadorea, Rhabditida, Strongylidae.